AUGCAGGAACCAAUUUUAGAAUCUGGAGCUGUAGAACUGCUUUGUGGAUUAACGCAAAGUGAAAAUCCCGCUUUGCGAGUGAAUGGAAUUUGGGCUUUAAUGAUGAUAACUGUGGAUUUCCCAUUGUUUUUGCAGCAUAUAGAUAAAAUAAUGAGUACUCAUGGAAAGCAAAUUAUGCAGGCCGUCACCCUUAUUCUGGAAGGGGAGCAUAACAUUGAGGUCAAAGAGCAGGGUCAUUCACAUGUGAAACUGCAGCUUGCCGCUAUGUUUUGUAUAUCAAACCUCAUAUGGAAUGAAGAGGAAGGUUCACAAGAACGCCAGGAUAAGUUACGAGACAUGGGCAUCGUAGAUAUUCUACACAAACUGAGUCAGUCACCAGAUUCAAACCUUUGUGACAACCUCUUGAGAACCUUUACCAAGCUCAUGAUUGGAGUAGUCAAGGAGGCCUCCUCAGUCCCAGCUCAAAGGAAGACCCUUUUACAAGGAUCAGGAUGCACCCAUCCUGUGUGGCUGUCAUGAGACAUUACAUCUCUUCUUCUCCAACUAGCUGUCUUCUUCCCCAACCACCCUAACAACCUACCUCCUAUGCCAGGUCAGUGUCCGCAGGCAUGAUGAGAAGAAUGAGAUGAAACUAUAACCUCCUUCCUCAAUUUGAAGGCAUUUGAACCAUGAGACAGUCUUGGGUUGUGAGCACUAGGCACCCCCUGCACCUUCUAAUCAACACCUGAAGGCCUCUCCCUGGGUCAGUUUUCCUCUUAGCUUCCCAGAAUCCUAAGUGUCCUCCCCAGUGUCCUGCAGCACCAGCUAAAAACCUGCAUGGCAGUAGGAGAAAGUAAAGAAUUCCAGACCCAUCGUGGCCAAAUGCCAGUGACAAAGGGAAACUAGAAUUCACUGCAGCAGGUGGAAGGACAAGAGCAGCCCUUCCUAAGAGAACCUCAGGAAGAGGAAUGUAGCCAGCAUGGGUUUGAAGUUAUCUGCUGACCACAGAUCUCUGCCCCUUACGGUAUUCGUCCAGCUGGGCUCACCGCAAUUCCCUUUGGGGAUCUUUUUAGACUCCCCCCCAUUACCAUCUUUGAGCCACAGGAUUUUUGCCUUAAUUACACUUCAGAGAGGAUG
Leptonychotes weddellii (Weddell seal) is the source of this 1116-nucleotide messenger RNA. The record is from RefSeq and is a predicted model, not a curated record. Lineage: Eukaryota; Metazoa; Chordata; Mammalia; Carnivora; Phocidae.